AUGGAAAAAUUAUUAAGAGCCCUUGAAUGUACUGAUGCUCAGAAGGUGGUGUAUGCCACUUUUGCUCUUCAGGAUUCUAUUGAAAGAUGGUGGUCAGGCACUGAGCAAUUGUUGAGGAUGGAGUUGGGAAGGAACACUCCUAUUACUUGGAAGAAGUUUAAGGAAGUUUUUAAUGGGACAUAUUUCCCUGAUAUAGUGAGGGACCAAAAGGCAAGAGAGUUUUUUGAUUUAGUUCAGGGGACUAUGACUGUAGAAGAAUAUGCUGCAAAGUUUGUGAAGCUUUCUCGCUUUGCUCCUUACUUGAUCCCGAAUGAGCCCAAGAAAAUAUGUAAAUUUCAGAAAGGUCUUAAUGAUAGGAUUCACCCUCUCAUUAUAGCUUCUGGAGUGGGCACUUUUAUUGAGACUAUGAAGCGGGCAAUAAGUCUUGAAGAGGACUUUAAGUGCAACCCCGGUUCCAAGGAGGAUGAAAAGAAGCAAGAACCCUUUAAUUAUUAG
Messenger RNA from Quercus lobata, 495 nucleotides. RefSeq lists its product as uncharacterized. The record is from RefSeq and is a predicted model, not a curated record. Bases 1 to 495 code for a protein of 164 amino acids. The transcript has a single exon. Lineage: Eukaryota; Viridiplantae; Streptophyta; Magnoliopsida; Fagales; Fagaceae.